UCUUAAUUUAACAACUUAAUGUAGAGAAAAUCGAAGUUUUUUUUCAUAAACAAAAUGUAAACAAAUUUUCGUUGAAAAAAAAAUUAAAGAUUUCUGGAGUUAGACAUCAAAUUAAAACGAGAUAUUUUCACUGAAUAUGCCUUAAGAUAAGAUCUUUAAUCUGGCAUUUAAAAGAUUAAAAACAAGAAAUUUUAGGAAGUAAAAAUGUCAAAUUUAGCUAAAUGUGCUGUAAAAUCGUGUCAAACCAAGAACCAAAAGUUAUUUCGAUGUCCUAAAGUAACAAGCCAGCUGAAGAAAUGGAAGAGCAUGUUGGAAGUGACUCAGAAUGAGUUUUAUGUAUGUGAAUUGCAUUUUGAUGCCAAUUUUGUUACGUUUGAAAAAGUUUUAAGCGAUGAAGCAGUUCCAACGAUUUUCAUUAAUGAAAAAGUGACGGCCAAUCAGUUCUGUUCAUGCUGUUCGAGUCCACUAAAUGAAGGAUACCAAUUAAGUUCAUUUCAUCGUGAUAUAAGCAGCAUAUUGUUUAAUAAUCCAGCUCCGCACAAUGGAGAUCUUAUUUGUGGAUUCUGUAAUGAUAAUAUUGCUAAAAUAAGCGACUUCAUUCGUAUUGUUGACGAAAAUAGACGAAAUUUUGAGACGCUGGAUGUUGAAAUGGAUGAAUCAAUGAUGCAGGAACCUCUUGUGAAACUUGAACCUCCAGAUUAUAAAAUGUAUGAUAGUGAAGAAGAACCAAAUGUCCUUAAAGAAAAUGUUUUGUUCCUGAAAACAGAAAACUCUCAAAGUGAUUCAGAAGAUGAACUUUACGUGCCGGAACUGAUUGAUUCUAAAAGAAAAAGCUCUAGUAAGAAGUAUCCAAAGUCACCAAAAGAUAAGAAGGAUUCAAGGACUUAUAAAUGUGAAGUUUGCGAUUAUGAAGGAAAGAACAGAACUCAAAUAGCUGAGCAUGUUAAAAAGAUGCAUGUUAUAGACGAAGAGUUUAAUUACGAUGAAGAAAUCAGCUAUGAUGAUGGAAUUGAACGUUCCUACGAAUGUGACAUAUGCCGUGAAGUCUUUAACGAUAAGAAACGCCUUAAAAAGCACUUUGCAAGUCAUUUUGAUAGGAACAUAGUCCUUGAAUGCUCCGAAUGUGGUAAAAGCUGCAAUGGACUUGCAUUAUUGACUGCUCAUAAGAACUGCGAACAUAAAGAGAACAACAGAUCUUGGUGCAUGUGCUAUCGAGUAUUUAACAAUGUUAAUGACAUGAGAAGAUGCCGAAAGAAUCACAAGUUAACACUGGAAUCUGAUGAUAAUGUUUGUACUGAAUGUGAUACUUUUGUAGCAUUUCCAAGUAUUCGAACGUUAGCUACUCAUAAAACAACAGUACAUGGAGUUGGUAUUCGAUUUUGGUGUCAAGGAUGUGGAAAGCUGCAUUUGUCAGAAGAAGAUUGCUCAACUUGCAUGAAAAAUCAUACAUUAAUUAAGAAUUACUUUGUUAAAUGUCCAGAUUGUGACAAGAAGGUUCGAUACUCGUCAAUAAGAGUCCAUCGAAUAGCUGUACAUAUAGGACAAAGAGACAUAAUGUGUGAUCAAUGCGGCAAAGGAUUUCCAACCAACUCUCAACUUUUCAGUCAUUUAAGGAGCUUCCAUGUCGAUAAAGAGGAUAAGGAAACAUAUGAAUGUGAUUUAUGUCCUGCAAAGUAUUGCUCAAAAGGCGGAAUAUUCACACAUAUGAAUCAGAUCCAUAAUACUGAGAAAGAAGUCGCAAAAUGUCCAAUUUGUCUUAAAAAAAUCUUUGUAGCUCUAGAAUCACACAUGGGGAACUUCCAUCCAAAUAACUAUGAUAAUGGAGCACGAGCAGAUCCAGUUACUAAUAAAUUUCACUGUCCAAACUGUAUUAGAAAGUUCGGAGGUCUUAAAGCAUUUGAACAUCAUGUCAGGCUCAAUGUCUGCUCAAAUUUCGGAGAAUAUGAAGUUGAUGAGACUAAGAAGCUGACGAUUUACACCGAGGGAAAAUUUACGUGCAACAUUUGCAAUAAAGUACAGACUUCAAUGACCAAACUGAGAAUCCACAUGAGACGUACUCAUUCAGGAACUCAAACAUGCUCCAUAUGCGGUAAGGUACUGAAAAACUUGAGAAAUUUUUAUAAGCACGUAAAUAAGGUCCACAAAAUGACCGUGAGGGAGCUUAGAGAUGCAUAUCCGACCUAAAAAUGAGUUUCAUCAAAGUUGGUUGCUUUAUAGUGUUAUUAACUCGAUGUCGGACUGGAUCUGACAACAUUACAGCCUUCCAAGUCCUGAUCAUCAAGAUAGCAACACGAGAAAGCUGCUUAAUUGACCUGAAAGGAGAAGAAUACAUGUUAAAUUAUAAAUCUGAAAUAAAGAUCCUACAAACUGCAUACUUGAUAUCUAAUGUUAGGUAUUUAAAUUGAUUUAUUUGUUUCUUGUUGUUUUCAUCGAAAUACAGAUAGUCUUUCAUUACGUUCGAUGCUCUAUCAAAAAUUAGUUUAUGAAGAUAUAUCAUGCAAU
Molecule: messenger RNA, 2502 nt
Organism: Chironomus riparius
Lineage: Eukaryota; Metazoa; Arthropoda; Insecta; Diptera; Chironomidae
Source: the annotation of a GenBank genome assembly